AUGAUGAAUAGAAAGGUGAGGAGGAUUUUAACAUAUUACAGUUACUUAAGUUUAACCUAAAAGUAGAGGUUUAUAUUUUUAGAGUAAAAUCAAGAAAAUAAUGAUCAAAUUUAAAAAAAAUAGACUAACUUUUUAUGUAUGAAAUAUAAUAUUUAGACAAGAAGAAUUAUUAUGAAUGUAAAACUAGAAAUUAUUAGACGAUGA
Paramecium sonneborni is the source of this 204-nucleotide messenger RNA. The record is from the annotation of a GenBank genome assembly. Lineage: Eukaryota; Ciliophora; Oligohymenophorea; Peniculida; Parameciidae.